This is a messenger RNA of Cyprinodon variegatus (sheepshead minnow), 1386 nucleotides long. It is a transcript of the gene sertm1, whose product is annotated as serine-rich and transmembrane domain containing 1. The transcript has 2 exons. NCBI's taxonomy places the organism in Eukaryota, Metazoa, Chordata, Actinopteri, Cyprinodontiformes, Cyprinodontidae. Bases 336 to 680 code for a protein of 114 amino acids. Gene Ontology annotation, cellular component: intracellular membrane-bounded organelle. The record is from RefSeq and is a predicted model, not a curated record.
AAGAGAGUCACAGAGAGGGGAUGGGAGUAGAAUGAGCACUACGCUGCCUCUUCUUUCCUCUCCAGCACUUCUCCAGGGGAAAAAAAGCAGUAUCACUACAGCCACUGUUAGGCAGGACCAUUUGUUUGUGUAUCCUCAUUCACAGAGACGACCCACAUCUGUCAGCGUCCACUCCAGCUGGGAAACCUUUCUGCACUGAAUGACUGAGAGGGAGACGGGAAGAAACAGGGGAAAUCUGAGGGGAAGGAGAUCUUUACCCUGCUGCAAGCCUGAAGAAGGGAUGGAUUUCUGCACAAAGUGAGCAAAGAGAAGAAAACUGCAUAUAUUGAGCCAGGAUGUCAGGAAUGGAUGUCCUACUGGUAGAAAACAACAAGACUGGAGGAGCUCCGAUAGAUAACGGGACUUUUCUCCGUUUCUCCCCAACGUCUGCCUCCACAUCCGCAGGCGCCUCCCCCCCAGGAGGUCGCCAGGGCAACGUCUAUGUGUACGUGUGGCUCUUCCUGGGGCUGCUGGUGUUCCUGCUGACGCUGCUCAUCAUUUCCCUCCACAGGCUGAAGAACAUCAUAUCCUCGUCUUCCUCAGUCCCCGACUGCAGCAGCGAGGGAGGGAGCUCCUUCACUAACAUGGAGAUCUGCAGCAUCUCCUCUCAGAGGUCCACCAUCUCCGCGCUCUCCACUUGAGGGAACUCAUAGCUUACAGACUCAUGUAUAAACACCCUGUUUUCUCUUUACUGAGCGAGAAUGCAUGCUCAACAAUGAGAAAAAGAAAACCUUUGCAAAAUAAACUGAUGGAAUAAUAUUAUCCUCCCAUGCAUGUAUACUUUAAUCCUGGCGGAUCAGUGAAUAUGGUGUGUUUAUGCACUGUAUAGCCACAUUGGAGGUUAUAAAGGUCGAAAGCCAAAAUAUUCUGCUAAACUUGACUAACAACAAACGAACCAGAUGAAUGUUUUCCCUGUGCAGGGAAACGCAAUGGCAAUUAUCCUUUUUGUCUUCAAUCCUUUUUCUGUCAUAUUCACUUUAGCAGCUUUGUAAAUCAUUACUGAUUAUGUCUGUAGUUUGCAUUGCAAAUUUUAGCAUUCUAAAAUAUUAAAGAUCUCUACUUUGUAAAGAGAUGAGUCCCUCAGCUGCAUAUAUGUUCUUUAUUUGAACAGAAAGGCUGUGUUGAAAACUGGUAGAUAAUCCCACAGAGUGUGCAGACAGCAGAAUACACAGAGGAGAAUGAUAGCUGCAGAGUUUCUGAUAGGAGCACAGCUGUAAAGAACAGGUCAAAAGCAGCACAAACUACAAGAUGAAAUCCCAGCCUUGAUAGACAGGUCUGCAGACGUUACCUUCUCUUGCCUGUCAGCUCGCAGUGCCAGAGCCGGGUUUGCAACAAACCUGAAGUGUU